AUGAGCUAUCGGGUUGCAUCCGCUCCAUACGUGCACCGUAUAAUGGAGCAUACCGGUGUCCGAAUUGUGCUGUAUCGUGAUCAGGAUCCGGAGUUGGUCGAGCAGACUGUUCGACCUGGGACUUGGCAGGAAGUAGGCCGCGAUACUAUAGAGGCGGAAGAGCAUCGAGAUAGAAUAAAAAACUUCCUCAGGAUAUCGGAUAUAGGUCCGCAUCCGUCGUUUUCGAGCCAAUCGCCGAGUCCACUGCGGCUGUGCCAGUGGCCGGUCCCAGUGCUAGGAUGCAAAUACGAGUUUGACAUCGGAAUAGAGAUACUACGGAGAGGUGUACUUUAA
This is a messenger RNA of Letharia columbiana, 333 nucleotides long. RefSeq lists its product as uncharacterized. Lineage: Eukaryota; Fungi; Ascomycota; Lecanoromycetes; Lecanorales; Parmeliaceae. The transcript has 2 exons. The record is from RefSeq and is a predicted model, not a curated record. Bases 1 to 333 code for a protein of 110 amino acids.